Molecule: messenger RNA, 1827 nt
Organism: Aspergillus piperis CBS 112811
Lineage: Eukaryota; Fungi; Ascomycota; Eurotiomycetes; Eurotiales; Aspergillaceae
Product: mitochondrial import receptor subunit
Exons: 3
Coding region: 355-1701 (448 amino acids)
Biological process (GO): mitochondrion organization
Cellular component (GO): SAM complex
Source: RefSeq, a predicted model, not a curated record
AUUUAAUUUACUCAAUGCCAUCUCACAUACCCGAUGACCCUACUUUGCUGCUUGUACUGUAUCUGUUGCACUGGCCAGUCGCACCAACCACUUACUAGAUCAGGCAGGAUGAUAUCUACGUCCUGGCAUACGUGGGAUCGAUCCACAUCAUGCUUCUUUCUUCCCCGCUCUAUAUCGUGUAUACUCCGUAGCAAGUAGAUACUCCGAAAGAUACGGAGUAGUUGAUGCUGGAAUGGUUGCCUGUCAGCCUCAGGCGACCAGUCUCGCCGCCCGGCGACGGAAUCUCCACGUGAUAGCACCGGUCCAACAACGCAACCUCCAUCUGUCUGGCCAUCGCCGCAACGACUGGAAAAGAUGGUUCUGGAACUUCAUAUUUGGGGUCCGGCAUUUUCAUUGCCGUCUAUUGAUGCGCAAUGUCUCGCCGCCAUUACGUAUCUGUCCCUGACCGUGCCCAAGGACGCCUGGGUGCUCGUCGCAAGCAGUGAUCCUUCCGUGUCGCCGACUUGCGAACUACCUGCCCUCAAAAAUGGCUCAACAUGGGUGAGCCGGUUCCGCAAUAUCGUCGACUACCUUCGUCAGUAUUCGAACGGCGACUGGGACCUGGAUCAGGGUCUCGAUGGACUCGAAAAAGCAGAUAACAUUGCCUUCUCCGCCUUCCUUGAAUCCCGCGCUCAAUCCCUCCUCGACCUCUCCCUCUACGUCACCAGCCAAAACUACUACAACUGCACCUCUCCCUCCUACGGCGCCAUCCUCCAAUGGCCCAACCAAUGGAUCCUCCCCCCGAAACUUCACAGCGCCGCCAAAACCCGCACCGAACAUCUCGGCCUCUCCUCCCUGGACAUACAAGCCAUCGAAGACCAACGGAAACGUGACCACUCCGCCGCCGUCGCAGCAGGCCAGAUCCCCAAGAACCUCAUUCCUCAGCCGCGCGACACCGUCUCAUCCCUAAUCGGCAAGACGGCGCAGCAGAACCAGUUCAAGCUGGAGGCGUUGACCGCGGAACUGUUCGAGCCGCUCGAGGAAAUCCUCAACGGGAAGGGAUACUUUCUGCACACUCGCGAGGACGGACCUACAAGCCUGGACUGUUUGGCGCUGGGAUACCUGAGUCUGGCGCUUGUGCCGGAGCUGCCUAACCCCUGGUUGAGGGAUGCGAUGCGCAGCAAGGCACCCCAGGUGACGGCGUAUACGGAGCGAAUGGUGAAGGAGAUCUUUGGUGUUGUCGAGCUCGAACAUGCUCUUCCUUCGGAUGAUACUAAGAGAUCACGAUCAUCGAUCCUGCCAUGGCAGGCACCGCAGCGAGCCCGGUUGGCUACGAUUGGAAGCACCCUUUACAAUACCCUUGCGGAUGCGACACCUAUCUGGAAGGAUAUCCGCUUGAACAACCGGAUGAAGGAGGCGAUUGAUGACAACGGGGAGCUGAGUGGGAUUGAGCGUAGGACGAUGUCGGCCUUUGCCGCCGCACAGUCGAAGGAUGUGUGGUUGUCGGUUGGGUAUGCGGUUGUGAGUGUUGCGGCGUUUGUUGGGUAUCUUACGUUCCAACCGUCGAUUCGGAAGAGUUGGACACAGACUGUUCAGCCUGUACACGAGGAGGGUGAGUUCGAGGUGGUAGAUGAGGAGGAAGGUGAAGGGGAAGGGAAAAAGGAGGAGGGAUUAGAUCUUGAAAUGGACGCGAUGAAGGUUUUGCGUGAUCUUGAUCUAUAGUGUAUAUUAGAUAGAUUGUUUAUUAUGUAUUUCCCUCCACGGUGGUGUAAUAGUAGCCAACCAGUUUCUUUUGAAUCUUCAGAUCUCGACAUUCCCAGCGAGCAUAUUGUAUGUUGAUUUAUAACC